CAGCCAUUGCGAUCCCUCGACUCCAGUGAGAUCUAUAUGAAGCAACUGAAAACGUUUUUAUUCACACAAACUUUUGUGUGAGAUAUACAUUCAAGCGACCGAGAUUUAUCCACAUGGCUGUCACAGGCACUUUCAAACUUUCUGAGCUGGGAAUCACCUCAGAGUCUUGGAAUGAGAAUGCUUCAUACUACGACUCUCAGAACUUUACAGACUUCACCUGCGAAGAAAAGGAACUGGGCCUAGAGACCUUUUAUGCCGUGUUCCAGCCUGUGCUUUACAGCUUGAUCUUUCUUCUGGGCAUGGUGGGGAAUGGCCUGAUGAUAACAGUCCUCCUGAGACGCUGGCACCUCCUGCGCAUCACUGAGAUUUACCUACUGCACCUUGCCCUGGCUGACCUCAUGUUCCUUUUAACGUUGCCUUUCCAUGUGGCUGACAGCGUCACUGGUUGGCUGUUUGGGGAGUUUCUCUGCAAGCUGAUGGGCCUGUUGAAAAAUCUUAACCUCCUCUGUGGGAGUAUCCUUCUAGCUUGUAUUGGGUUUGAUCGGUAUUUGGCUAUUGUUCAUGCUAUUCCUAGUAUGCGAAGUCGACGCCCAAGAACAGUGCAUCUAACGUGCAUUGUACUGUGGCUGGUCUGUUUGGGUUUAUCGGUACCCAAUACUGUGUUUCUUGCUGUGGCACCUGACACAGCAAACACAUCUAGGCUCUCCUGUUUCUAUUAUGAUUAUGAAAUCCAUGCACACAAUUGGCUUUUGGCCAGCAGAGUCUUAGGUCAUAUUUGCUUCUUCCUACCUCUGGCUGUCAUGAGCUAUUGCUACGCAGCAGUGGUAGUCACUUUGUGCAACAGUCAGAAAAGCCAAGCAAAGCAAGGAGCCAUUCGACUGGCUUUACUUGUCACUCUCAUCUUUUGCUUCUGUUGGCUCCCAUAUAAUAUCACCUCACUGAUACAAACCAUGAUAGAACUGGAUGCUAUCUCUCAUGAAGACUGCCAAUCUUAUGUCCUACAGCAAGCAGCCCUUGUUGUGACAGAAAGCUUGGGUUUCUUUCACUGUUGCCUGAACCCUUUCCUGUACGCCUUUGUUGGGGUGCAGUUUCGCAAUGAGUUAAAUCGGCUACUUUAUGAGCUGGGCUGCAGCCCUGUUUGUCUGUCUUUCAUCAGAGUUCAGGGUCACAGCCGACCAUCCAUUUCUGAUGGAGCAACAAACACCAGCACAGUCCUCAUGUAAUAAUGUCAGCUGUAACUAAAAUGCUUCUCUUCUGUUCUAUUGUAUUUCACUUGUAAUGAUGAAAAAUGUCACUUAUUUUAUCAGAUGCUCUGACAAUAUUGUUACUCAUUGCUACUUUGCACUGUAAAGAUGUUUUAUUUACCCAGUCAAGAAAAAAAUAUUGUUGGCUGAAAUCUGUUUUUGCUUCUAUUUUAGCUACUGCUACUUAAAUGUAAUAAAGAUUUCAUUUAUCAAA
Molecule: messenger RNA, 1458 nt
Organism: Toxotes jaculatrix (banded archerfish)
Lineage: Eukaryota; Metazoa; Chordata; Actinopteri; Toxotidae
Product: C-X-C chemokine receptor type 5
Exons: 3
Coding region: 114-1223 (369 amino acids)
Biological process (GO): G protein-coupled receptor signaling pathway; immune response; chemotaxis
Cellular component (GO): membrane
Molecular function (GO): chemokine receptor activity
Source: RefSeq, a predicted model, not a curated record